Messenger RNA from Ictalurus punctatus (channel catfish), 6270 nucleotides. RefSeq names its product laminin, beta 2-like (gene lamb2l). The transcript is spliced from 36 exons. Gene Ontology annotation, biological process: substrate adhesion-dependent cell spreading; basement membrane assembly; cell migration. The coding region runs from base 191 to 5692 and encodes 1833 amino acids. Gene Ontology annotation, molecular function: extracellular matrix structural constituent. NCBI's taxonomy places the organism in Eukaryota, Metazoa, Chordata, Actinopteri, Siluriformes, Ictaluridae. Gene Ontology annotation, cellular component: laminin trimer. The record is from RefSeq and is a predicted model, not a curated record.
CACACACACACACACACACACACACAGAGAGGGAGAGAGAGGAGCUGUCAGUGCACUGUUUCAAGUGAACAGCCACACACACUGAAGUGAAAUUUCCACGCGAGAGAAGGUCUCCUCUGUGCAGAGGGAUUUUUUUCACAUUGCCUUGCGCCUCUGGAUAGGUGUCUGCUCUGUUUGCUUGACAGCCAUCAUGGCCAGAUGUCUGGGUCUCCUCGUUCUAGCUCUCCAUAGUUUGGCACAGGAGCCGUCAGGCCCACAUGGCUGCACAGACGGAAGCUGUUAUCCAGCUACAGGGAACCUCCUCAUUGGGCGAGCUGUUAACCUGUCCAGCACCUCCACCUGCGGCUUGGAAACACCUGAGAAAUACUGCAUUGUUAGCCACCUGCAGGAGUCAGAUAAAUGCUUCACAUGUGAUUCUCGAAGACCAUAUCACUCCCACCAUCACAAAAGCAGCCAUCGUGUGGAGAACGUCAUCUACCUGAAAGAUAGUAGAGAAGACCUUACAUGGUGGCAAUCUGUGAACGGAGAGGAGAAUGUUAGCAUCAGACUUAAUCUGGAGACAGAGUUCCACUUCACUCACCUCAUCAUGAAGUUUAAGACAUUUAGGCCUGCAGGCAUGUUGAUCGAGCGCUCUAUGGAUUUCGGGCGUUCAUGGAGGCCAUACCGCUAUUUUGCCUACAACUGCACCAGAACCUUUCCUGGAGUUCGUACCCAGUCUCUGCAGUUCAUUGAUGAUGUGAUCUGUGAAGAGCGCUAUUCUGACAUCGAGCCAUCCACAGAAGGAGAGGUCAUUUUCAAAGUGCUUGAUCCUGCAAUCCCUGUCAGUAAUCCUUAUAGUCCUAAUAUUCAAGACCUGCUACGAAUCACUAACCUGAGGAUUAACUUCACUAAACUCCAUACUCUGGGUGACAACCUGCUGGAUCGUCGCCCCGAUGUGCUGCAGAAGUAUUAUUAUUCAGUGUAUGAGCUGGUGGUGCGGGGCAGCUGCUUCUGCUAUGGCCAUGCCUCCGAGUGUGCCCCAGUCCAAGGAGUUCACACCGGGUACAAUGGCAUGAUUCACGGGCACUGUGUGUGUAAGCAUAACACGGUGGGCCUGAACUGUGAGCGCUGCAGAGAUUUCUAUCACAAUCUGCCCUGGAGACCAGCCGAGGCGAAUAACCCACACACUUGCAGAGAGUGCAACUGUAAUGGCCACUCCAACAAGUGUCAUUUUGAUAUGGCGGUGUAUCUGGGCACGGGGAACGUCAGUGGAGGUGUGUGUGACAACUGUCUUCACAACACCAUGGGCCGCAACUGUGAAAGAUGUAAACCCUUCUUCUACCAGGACCCAGCAAGAGAUAUCCGAGAUCCCCACAUCUGUGUUCGAUGUGACUGUGAUCCAGAGGGUUCUCUGGAUGGAGGUCAAUGUGACAGUCAUACUGAUAUGUAUCACAGAAUGAUUGGUGGUCAGUGUCGCUGUAAGCCCAAUGUCCAGGGUCAGCGCUGUGACUACUGCAAAGAGGGGCACUAUGGCCUCAGCCAAAACGACCCUCUUGGGUGCCAAUCAUGUAACUGUGAUCCACGUGGCACCACCAUGAUGGGACCAUUAUGUGACCAAAUAAGUGGGGACUGUUCUUGCAAGAGAUACGUGACGGGUCGCUACUGUAACCAGUGCAUACCAGAGUACUGGGGACUCAGUAAUGUCCUUGCAAGCUGCAGACCCUGUGAAUGUGACUUUGGUGGAUCAUACAGCAAAAGCUGCAGGAUGGAUAAUGGUCAGUGUGACUGUCGGCCUCACCUCAUUGGCCGUCAGUGCUCGGAUGUGGAGCCUGGGUAUUUCUGUGCCGCUCUCGAUUACUACACAUAUGAAGCUGAAAGAGCAGUGGGCCACUCUCCUGAUAGUGCUGAUCUGCCUGGAAAUCCUCGCCCUCUGGCUGUAAAUGACUGCACACAGCAUCUCGGUAACUUGCUGAGGAGAUACAGACGCCAUCGGCACAUCACCCAGCAGCAGAGGGUGGCUCUGAGACGCAUCCGGCAGCUUCAGCAGACCCCCGAUGUGACCAUUGCACACAGAGAGAGAUAUACAGAUCAGAUGGUCACCUGGACCGGGCCAGGCUUUGCUCGAGUUAAAGAUGGCGCUGGCCUUGUGUUUACCAUCGAAGACAUCCCGUAUGCCAUGGAGUAUGAUAUCAUGAUUCGCUAUGAACCGGAGUCUACAGAGGACUGGGAGGCCAUUGUGAGUGUCACGUCUGUGUUACUGUCCACCAGUACUCGCUGCGGGAACCUGCUGCCCACUGAGCAGCUCUACACUGUCACACUACUACACAACAAGAGGCACAUCCUCAUGCCUCAGCCUUUCUGCUUCGAGCCCAGCAACCGCUAUGGGGUGGCCAUCCGCUUUCAGCGCCAUGCAGUCUCUCACAGACACCUCACUGCUCACAUCCUCGCUGACUCGCUUGUAUUAAUCCCCCGGUAUGAGGAGUUGCCAGGGUUCAUGGGUAACGAUCCCCUGGCUGUGCAGCGGCGAGAGGAAAUGAUGCGCUACAUGUGUCUGGACUCCUUCAUGGUUGCGCCAAUGCCGAUUCUGGCCGAUAUAUGCAUCAAAUUGAUCUGCAGCAUCUCCUCUCUCAUGCAUAAUGGAGCAUUACCUUGUCAGUGUGACCCUCAGGGUUCACUGAAUGUCGACUGUAAAAAAAUUGGAGGUCAGUGUCAGUGUAAACCCAACAUAAUUGGCCGUAACUGUAACCAGUGUGCACCGAGAACAUAUGGAUUUGGACCCUACGGCUGCACUGCCUGUAACUGCCACCUCGAUGGCUCUGAUGCUCAGCAGUGUGACCCAGUUACAGGGCAGUGCCCUUGCAACACCGGGGCCUUUGGGCGGCAGUGCUCUGAAUGCCAGCCUGGUCAGUGGGGCUUCCCUAACUGCAGACCGUGCCAUUGUAAUGGACACUCAGAGACCUGUGAUCCACACACUGGCGCAUGCCUUGACUGCAGAGACAACACAGCAGGCCAUCAGUGUGAGAGGUGCAUGAAUGGGUAUCACGGUAACCCAGUGCUGGGUUCAGGAGAACAUUGCCGACCUUGUCCAUGCCCAGGUAACCCAGGCAGUGGACAUUCAAAUGCAGAUUCUUGCCACAUGCAACAUUCCUCCAAGCAGAUCAUCUGCCACUGCAAGCCAGGAUACGCAGGACAUCGCUGUGACCGCUGUGCUCCAGGUUACUAUGGCCACCCAGAGCAAGAAGAAGGAGAGUGUCGGCCAUGUGAGUGUAACGGGAACAUUGUGGCUGAAGACCCUGAAUCAUGUGACCCCCACACAGGCGAGUGCUUGAAGUGCCUUUACAACACAGAUGGACCUUCAUGUUCGGAGUGCAAGCCUGGCUACUAUGGCAACGCCCUGGCCAGGGAUUGUAGGUUGUGUACAUGUAUGAGAUUGGGAACAGACCAGGAGUACUGCCUUGAUAAGGUAUGUUACUGUGACAAACAGACCGGUGCAUGUCCCUGCAGGCCUAACGUUGUUGGCAAUAACUGUGACCAGUGUGCUGCCAACCACUGGAACCUGGGCAUGGAUGAUGGCUGUGAGGCCUGUGAAUGCCAUCCACAGAACAGCUAUAGCUCACACUGCAACUCGAUCAGCGGGCAGUGUCACUGCCGGCAAGGUUUUGGGGGCAAGCAAUGCACCGAGUGUGAGCCGUUCCACUGGGGUGAUCCAGCAGUGUACUGUGAGGAGUGUAAGUGUCACUGGCAGGGAUCAGUGACAGGUCGAUGUGACCGUAUCACAGGGGCAUGUGAGUGCAAAGAGUGGGCAGCAGGCCAACAUUGUGACAGGUGCACCCGUGGUUUUAUCGGACAUUUCCCCAAGUGUGUUCCUUGCCACCCCUGCUUCCAGCUUUGGGACGACAUUGUAUGCCAAGUCAAACAUGACAUGGACAGAAUCCGCUUCAUUAUAACCAAGAUCCUGGAGAUGGGCGAGGUGCCCGGAGUUGCCGACACCCGCAUCCAUGAGCUGGAGCGGAAGCUGGCUGAGAUCCAGAAGCUGCUCCAGGAUGGAGAAGGAGACAGGAUUUAUCAGCUGAUCAACCAGGCCAUUGACGACUUGAGGGUUGAGAUAGCUGUCACUGACGGCCGUUUGAUGGGUGCAGAGAGAGAACUGAACGUGACGACAGAGCAUAACAACAUCUUAAAACACAAUUUGACAGCACUUGAGCGAGAGUUCAGGGAUCUGAACACCACCUUUACUCAGUGGCACAGAGAACUGGAGAACUCUGUUAGUGGUGAAAUUACAGGUCUGCUAAACAAAGUGCGGAAAUACUACCAAGAGUCUUUGGACGCUGAGCAGAGGUGCAAUGCUUCUGUUUCUGGGGCUCAGAGUCCUGUGGAGCAGUCUCAAGACAAACGCAACAUGACCGAGGCCCUGCUGGACCAGAGAAAGGACAAGUUUAUGCGCAAUGUCACAGCUCAGAAGAAGUCCUUGUCUGAGCUCAAAAAGAAAGCAGAAAACAUGGAUGGAAAAGUCCAUCAACUGAGCCAAAAGGUUUGUGGCAGCAGUGGCAAUAUGAGCGCUGAUGGUUCAUGUCCAGACAGCCCUUGUGGAGGUGUUGCUUGUAAGGACAGUAAUGAUAAACUAGUGUGUGGAGGGCCACAUUGCAACGGCACUGUUGGCGAGUCAAUCAGGGCGCUGGAGAAAGCCAAUGAUCUCAGCAAGAACCUGACAGCUGUCAGCGAGGACCUCAUGAACAUGGCCAAAAAGCUCCAGGACAUUGCUACACUCACUGAGAAUGUGAAGGCCCAGGCGAUGAACACUCUGGACAAAGCUCAGAAGAAGAAAGAGCUGUUUGAAAAAUCCAAUAAGAAACUGAAAGAUUUCAUCCAGACGAUCAGAGACUUUUUAACUGAGGAAGGAGCAGAUCCAGAGAGCAUAGAGAAAGUGGCACAGCAGGUUUUGGCCAUCACGCUGCCGGUCAAUCGGACUGAACUGGACAGCAUAGUUCUACAGAUAAAAGACACCAUUGCCAACCUCACCGACGUGGAUGGAGUCUUCAACUACUCUGCUGAGCAGCUGGCCAAAGCCAAGGACCUGCUUGAUAGAGCCACCAAUGAACAGGAAAAUGCAGGGAAAAUUAGUGAUGUUAUUAACAAGACUAAAGAGGCAAUGAACACUACUCAGGAGGCCAUAGAGAAGGCAAUGACGGCAAUAGAGAAAGCCUUGGAAAACCUCAACAGCACACAGAGCGUUACUUCAAUGGUGGAAGACAAACUCUCAAAUUUAGAAGCCAACCUUAUGGAUAUGAUGAUGCGUUUGGCUAAUUUAUCCCAAGAAGUGGAUUUUUUGAAAAAUAAGACAGAACAAAACAGACAGCAGGCACAGGAAGCCAAGGCGGUAUCAGAGAAUGCCACUCAGGCUGCCUCUGAACUAACAGAGGAUUUGUCACAUGUUGAGAGUCGUUAUAAGGAACUAAAAGAUAAGAUUGAUUCUUUGGGAGGAGCGGCACCAGGCAAUAUUACCCAGAAAGCAGUGGACAUGAAGAACGAGGCAGAGGAUCUUCUCAGGAAAGCCAACAAGGACAUGGAAACACUUAAAAAGCUGGAGCGAAAACUGCAGAAGAAUGAGCAGAGAAUGCAACAGCAGCGGGAUGAGCUGGCGGAGCUGGAAAGCAAUGUUACAGACAUCAGAAAUUUCAUCAGAGAAAAAGUCUCUGGCUAUAACACCUGUUAGUAAUGACAAAAUUAAUUCAUUCAGAACAUUAGGAUUUGUUUAGCCUACCACAUUAACUCAGGACUUCUGUCAAUGUCAGUCAAAUCUGCUGUGUUUCUAAUGUGAGGGAUUGACUACUUAUUCCUCCUAACUGUCAGCCUGAAGACCUGUUAAGAAAAAAGAAAAAAACUUGCCAGAUUACCCUGAAACUGGAAAGAGCAACUGAUAAUAAAUGAACAAAAAGCAUAAUUUUUAACUAAUAAAAAUUGCAAAUUUGAUUGUAAUUAUGUAAAUGGGGAUUUUUAAUAAAAAAAAAAGAAAGAUACAUUUUAUAUUAUUUCCAUGUAAAUUAUAGCAAAAUUACCACCUUGUCAAAAUGUUAUGGGAUGAAAAUUUAUAUAAUAAUUUCUUACAAGUACUUUGUAUACAUUAGGUGCUCAAGUGUUCUCUAUUAUGACUAAAAGUUACCUCUAAGGGCAUUGAGAAAAAUCUCAUUUGAACUAAAAAAGUAUUCUUUAUAGUAAUGUGAGUGAACUGCUAAGGGUAAUAAAUAUACAUUUGAUAAAAUAUUUGGAAUUAAAAGCAACUGAUUCUUGUAA